AGGUAAAAUACACAUCACUACCACCAAAACACCAUGUACUUGCUUGAUAUAGAUAAAAGAGACGUCUUCACCAAUGCUAAAACUACCGCCCAGGCAUUCAGAAGUUGGGACACAUGUAUGGCCAAUAGGACAUGUAAGAUUGUGGCCAUCGUCUUGAUCGUAUUGGGAGGAUUACUAGUCAUCUGGGUCGUGACGACCAUAUUCCAAUGUUUGUUCAUGGGAGCUAAAUGUAUUGAUGCUUGUUGCUGCUGCUGUUGCAGAAAUUCAAACAAGAAUGCAUAUGUCGAGAAACAGCUGGAUUAUCCAAACCCUAAUAUGUAUCCUCCUCAUACUCAACAGCGAUAUGCAUAUCAACCACAGCCUCCUCCUAAUAAUGCUUAUUUCCCUACUGAUAAUUAUAACUCAAAUGACAACAAUUAUGGUGGAAGCAACUACAGCUCCAGUAAUUAUAAUAGAGGCUAUGAACCGGUUCAAACUAACGCUGGAAGAGAUUCACCAUUUGACGACCACAACAAGUCUGAAUACAGAGGGUACCAUUGAAAGGGCCCAACUUAGGUUUACGAAAUUAUGUCUUAUUUUAUAGCUGGGUUUAAUUUAUAUAGUAAGGUUGAUUUUAAAGAAAUUACUAAGGCUUUUAACGUUCUUGUGUUGUAUAAAUAUAUCGUUUUAUUCGAGAGAUAUUAAAGACUUGUGAUUCUCUG
Messenger RNA from Spathaspora passalidarum NRRL Y-27907, 701 nucleotides. RefSeq lists its product as uncharacterized. The coding region runs from base 34 to 540 and encodes 168 amino acids. The transcript has a single exon. Gene Ontology annotation, cellular component: cellular bud neck; plasma membrane. The record is from RefSeq and is a predicted model, not a curated record. Lineage: Eukaryota; Fungi; Ascomycota; Pichiomycetes; Serinales; Debaryomycetaceae.